Pestalotiopsis fici W106-1 is the source of this 1302-nucleotide messenger RNA. RefSeq lists its product as uncharacterized. Bases 1 to 1302 code for a protein of 433 amino acids. NCBI's taxonomy places the organism in Eukaryota, Fungi, Ascomycota, Sordariomycetes, Amphisphaeriales, Sporocadaceae. The transcript has 3 exons. The record is from RefSeq and is a predicted model, not a curated record.
AUGCAUCCAACUACUUCUAUAGUCACUUUUGCCUUGCUAUUGUUCGGCAUUUCGAUAGCUCAAAAAUCAUUCCCCGUAGAUUUGAAUAGCACAUUCUCGGCCACAGGACCGCAUAAUGUACGAAUAGACACGGGGACGUACGGACCGCCAGUCGAGGAGGUACACUACUACUACGACCAAUGGCCUAUAGGCAUUGCCGUUUCCAAGACGGGCAGGAUCUUUGCCUGCUACACCCGAGGUACCUACGAUUAUACGCUUGGGGAAAUUGUAAACCUCACUGCCGAGGUGGCAUAUCCCAACCUGGAGCUCAACACGCCUCCGGAUGGCCUGUCGACCGAGUUCAACGGCAUCCCAUUCGGCAGUGCGGACCGGGACCACCUUAUCAGCGUGCAAGCCGUCUUUGUCACACCCGACGACACAUUGUGGGCACUGGACACGGGCCGGCCGACCAUCAACCAGACGACGAGCCCAGUAGUGCCAUACGGGCAACCAGGAGGCCCCAAGCUGGUGGCAUUCGACUUGAGCACCGACACGAUCAAGGCGACCUACACGCUUCCAGCCGACGUGCACUUCCCAGACUCGUACAUGAACGACCUGCGCUUCGAUAUGCGGUCCAACGUGACGGACUCGGGCAAGGGCAUUGCGUACGUUGUGGACAGCAGUGACGAGGGUCGCACGGGGUUCAUCAUGGUGGACCUCGGGACGGGCGAGAGCUGGCGCCAGCUCAGCCAGCAUCCCAGCACGCUCCGGACCCCCGAGGACGUCCCGAGCUAUCAGGGCUUGCCGUUUUAUUUCCGGUCCGAGGGCCAUCCGGUCAAUUUUCUCCAGGAGGGUCUCGAUGGUGAAGAGCUCAGCCUCUACGGUGAUAUUCUGUACUACUCGCCAUUGACAUCGGAUUACUUGUAUUCCAUAGAAACCAAGUAUCUACGCGUCAACCCCAGCAGUGAUCCUCUGUCGCUCAAGAAGGCCUUUGACAAUGUUAAGAACCUUGGACAGCGCGGUGGCAACGCAAACGGCUUUUCUGGCGACAGCCUGGGUAAUGUAUACAUGCUGAUGCCGGAGCACAAUGGCAUAUUCAUCUACAACUCUACUACGCAUCAAGCUAUGCCAUACGUUCGCGACCCGCGGAUCAUCUGGCCAGACAGCGCAAACGUGGGCUUUGAUGGCUAUAUUUACAUGAAUAUCAAUCAAUUACCUUAUCAACCCAACUGGAACAAUGGCGUCGACGGGAGACAGUAUCCUGGUUUGAUACUGAGGGCAAAGCUGCCCGAUGGGGCGUCCAAGAACACUCUGCUCAAGUAG